Molecule: messenger RNA, 633 nt
Organism: Parascedosporium putredinis
Lineage: Eukaryota; Fungi; Ascomycota; Sordariomycetes; Microascales; Microascaceae
Source: the annotation of a GenBank genome assembly
AUGGGGGAACAAACCUACGACGAUGGCAUCUCGGAUAUCUCGGACAAGGUGGGCGUGAUCCUGAGUGAGCUUGGCGAGCAGGAGGAAUCCUACGCCCACGGGCUCGACGAGGCGAGAAACGCGCUCAAGUCCAUCCGCAACACGGAGAAGAGCGUGCAACCCUCGAGGGACAGCAAGUCCAAGAUUGCAGACGAGAUUCAGAAAUUGAAGUUCAAGGAGCCCCAGAGCCCCAGAUUGGUUGUUCUUGAGCAAGAGCUUGUUCGGGCGGAGGCCGAAAACCUUGUCGCCGAGGCGCAGCUUAGCAACGUGACUCGCCAAAAGCUCAAGGAAGCCUACAAUGCCGAGUUCCUCGCGACCAUCGAGCGCGCUGAGAAGCAACUCAUCCUGGCUAAGCACGGCCGCCGCCUGUUAGCCCUCCUUGAUGACGCGCCCAUGGUGCCUGGCGACCGACGCCCUGUUUACCCGCACGGCGCGCAAGCACGCCAGAUCCUUAACGAUGCUGAAGACGACUUGAGGGACUGGAGGCCGGAGGCUGAUGCCUACGGUACACCUGAAAGCAGAAGCCCCACCAAUAGCUUCAGGGGAAGAAUCUCGCAAUUGAUGAAGCAGAUGAGAUUGAUAUUGCCCCAGUAA